Messenger RNA from Conger conger (European conger), 2625 nucleotides. RefSeq names its product AVL9 homolog (S. cerevisiase) (gene avl9). The record is from RefSeq and is a predicted model, not a curated record. The coding region runs from base 140 to 2053 and encodes 637 amino acids. Gene Ontology annotation, cellular component: cytoplasm. The transcript is spliced from 16 exons. Lineage: Eukaryota; Metazoa; Chordata; Actinopteri; Anguilliformes; Congridae.
CGGAAGCGAGCACCCGGAGCUUGUGACUGGGAACAGAGGCGGCCAUCAAUCCAUGGGAGACGGAGCUGUGUUGGUUUCGGACUGUAUCGGGACUGCAACGCAAUAACAACACAUUAUAAGCGCUCACAUAGCUGGGGCCAUGGAAACGCAUGGCACGGAAGAACCCAAGGGGCCCGUAUUGCAUAUUGUGGUGGUUGGAUUUCAUCACAAGAAGGGCUGUCAGGUGGAGUUCUCGUACCCGUCCCUGCUCCCGGAUGAGAGUCAUGACAGCAGCUCUCUGCCGGAGGAGUGGAAGUACCUGCCUUUCCUGGCCCUGCCCGACGGAGCCCACAACUACCAGGAGGACACAGUGUACUUUCACCUCCCUCCCCUGCCCGGGGGCCUGAAAUGUGUGUAUGGCGUUUCCUGCUACAGACAGAUCGAGUCCAAGGCCCUGAAGGUUCGCCAGGCCGACGUCACCAGGGAGACGGUGCAGAAGAGCGUCUGCGUCCUCAGCCGAGUGCCCCUGUACGGCCUACUCCAGGCCAAGUUACAGCUCAUCACACACGCCUACUUUGAGGAAAAAGAUUUCUCUCAGAUAUCCAUUUUGAAGGAGCUGUAUGAACACAUGAACGGGUCUCUGAGAGGGACGGCACUUGAGGGGUCACAAGUCUACCUGGGUCUGUCCCCGAGAGACUUAAUUCUGCACUUUCGGCACAAGGUCCUUAUUCUGUUCAAAUUGAUCCUCCUGGAGAAAAAGGUUCUCUUCUACGUGGCUCCGGUUAACAGACUCGUGGGCACGCUGAUGACUGUCUUAUCACUUUUUCCCGGAAUGAUCGAGCACGGCCUGGCCGACUCGUCCCACUACAGGCCCAAAAACAGCACGUCCGAGGACGUGACCCUGGUCCCGGGGAUCCCCCCCGGCGCGGAGGAGUUUGUCUCCGUGUCGGUCACGGACAUCGCCAACGCCACGCGCGAGCUGGUGGGCGAGGCCUCGGGGCCGGGGGCGGAGCCGGGGGCGGAGCCCGGCGAGGGAAGCCCCGCCCAGGAACACCGCGUCGUCGGGACCCCGCCCUCGGCGGGCGACGGCCAGCACCUGAAGCCCCCCGCCCGCGCCUCCCCCGAGUCCUCCGAGAGCGAGUGGGAGACGCUGGACCCCAGCGUGCUGGACGACCCGGGGGCCCCGCCCGAGCUCCCCGAAACCUUCGACCCCGAGCCGGGCCUGCCCAUCACCGUCCAGCCCCAGUCAUCCAGCAGCCCCGCCUCCCUCACCCCCGGCCUGCUCUCCGGCCUGGAGGAGGACCAGUACGGCCUGCCCCUGGCCAUCUUCACCAAGGGUUACCUCUGCCUGCCCUACAUGGCCCUGCAGCAGCACCACCUGCUGUCCGACGUGACGGUGCGCGGCUUCGUUGCCGGGGCGACCAACAUCCUCUUCCGCCAGCAGAGGCACCUGAGCGACGCCAUCGUGGAGGUGGAGGAGGGGCGGAUCCAGAUCCAGGACCCUGAGCUGCGGAAGCUGUUGAGCCUGACCACGGCGGACCUGCGCUUCGCGGACUACCUGCUCAAACACGUGACGGAGAACCGCCAGGACGUCUUCCUGGACGGGACGGGCUGGGAGGGCGGCGACGAGUGGAUCCGGGCGCAGUUCGGCCUCUACGUGCACUCCCUGCUGUCCUCCACUCUGCAGCAAGAUAACGAGAAGCUUCUGGCUGACUAUGGCGCCCCGUUCAUCUCGGCCUGGAAGAUCACCCACAAUUACAGAGUGUGGCACAGCAACAAGCAUCCGGCCAUGACCGAGGUCACGCCAGGACAUCCAUUCCAAGGGCAGUACAGUGUAGCAGAUGUAAAACUAAGAUUGUCACACUCGGUGCAGAACAGCGAGCGCGGGAAGAAGUUAGGGAAUGCCAUGAUGACCACCAGUCGGAGCGUGGUACAGACCGGGAAGGCCGUCGGCCAGUCGGUCGGCGGAGCCCUGAACAGCGCAAAGUCAGCCAUGUCAUCCUGGUUCUCCACGCUGGCACAGCCUGCAGCAGUGGGAGGGGUGCCCUGCCCGGAACAGCCCCCGCCCAAAUGAGUACUGACCACCCCAGCCCUUCAUCACUCCCUCUUCCUCCUCCUCCUCCUCCCACUGCUGGAAACCCACCGCCUGUCAGCCGCACUCUGACGAGGAAGAGGAGGAGGGGCGAACACUAAUGUCAUACAGGAACACCCCCCCCCCCCCCCUCACCCCGCCCCUAACCUCUUUGCAAAAACUCUAAUGGAAGGGGUUUACGCCUUCCUCCUCUCCCUGUUCCUGUUGCCGGGUUACAUCGCGUUUUAGCUGCUCUCCGAUGCGCUGAAGGAACUGGCGUGCGGAAGAAUGAAGUGCGCGUGUCUGCACCUCCCCCUCCUGCCCUGUAGGUGGAGCCCCUGUGCGUCCACGCCCCACCGAGGGCGUGCGGUACCAGGGACGAGCUACGCUAGGCUGAACGCAGUCCUUAGGCGUGCGCCCGUUCUGUGUUCCAGCUCAGCGCCCUUCUGUCCUCUGUAGUUCAGUAUUUGGGAACUUACAAAUGAGACAAAAAACAAAACGAAAAAAAAACACUAUUGUGUUGCUUUAAUGAUGCAGUGCUCCGUGUAACUUUCUGGAAAGGCUGAUGUGUUAUC